UGUGAAAGCUUUCCACGUUAUUCGCUAUUCGGACUCUCGUCUUCCUUUUCCCUCGCUUGACUUUCAGUGUUUUAUCGCCAUCGCCAACUUUUUAGGGUUUUUGGAAGCAACGAGAAAGGACUUGUGAUUUGGCUGAUGCUACUCGUAAAUGAUCUUCGAGGAUGGGAAACGGAAGUGUCGCAUGGACUAUGAUUAGCAAGUGUGUUCUGCGACCAAUAGUCGAUAUAUUCAGCUCAGAAGUGGCAAUCGGGCGCCGAAUGGUUUGGAGCUGAAAAUUUGAGCUGAAAUUACUGUAUGAAGGAUCCAAUUUCUUUCUGCUAAUUAGAAGAGUAAUUUUGCCAAAAGGAGGUUCAGCAUGGGUUGUUUUGCGUCAACUCUGAGUGAUGGUGGUGGAAACCGGAGAAGAUUAAAGAGUAUAGGAGAAUUGGCCAUUUUUGUGCCGGGAUUUCGCAUUCCAAUUGCUAUAGAUUUUACUCAGCCACUGGGUGAUAGCUUGCCAAAAAGUUUAGUGAACCGUCUCUCAGCCCUAAGAACUCGGAUAGUUUCCAUGGCUAUGCAUGAGGCAGCAACUGCAACGAAGUUAAAACAGAAGAAAAUUACACGAAAUGGAACUUCUACAUUUUCAGAUCUUCUUCAAGCCCUUGAAGAUUACCUUCCUGUUCUGCUGGGAUUGACAAAAGAUGGAAGACUGAAAGUUAAAGUUAAGUUUGCGUGGAUCAACCAGGAAGACGAUGAUGAGCAAACUGCCAUUGCUAAUGUCUGGUACGAGGUACUAUCAGUCCUGCAUUUGAUGGCAAUGCUUUGUUUAGCAGAGGCCAAUUAUUUGCUCCUUCCUAGAAAAUCUAAUGAUGGAUACCAGCAGCAGGUGUCUGAAGAGAAUAGGCGGAGAUCCAUUGAUGUCCUUUUGAAGGCAGCGGGAUAUUUAGAUUGUUCCAUCCAUCAGGUUCUUCCUCAAAUACCCCUUGAAUUGAGGAGAAACCUUCCAGUUGACUUAUCUGAAGAGGAGUUGAAUGCUUUGUGCAUGCAAGCGUUGGGUCAGGGGGUCGACAUUCAACUGGAGAUGGCAAUUGAUAGUCCCAAAGCAACACUUGCCGUAAAAAGAAGGCUUGCUUGUGAAAUGGUCAAGUAUUUUAAUCAGGCCCAGGAUAGCAUUUUAAAGAUUCAAUUCAGCGGUGGAUGGGGAGAAAAGCAUCGGUUAUUUCUCAAGUGGAAAUAUGCUGAAGCAAAGGCGGCUGCCUAUUAUUAUCAUGCUAUGAUCCUUGAUGAGGGGAACUCAGAGGAAUCCCAUGGUAUGGCUGUGGCUGCACUGCGAGCUGCGGAAGAGUUUUUGAAAGAAAGUAAGAGGGCAUGUGAAGUCUUCAAUGUAGCUCCUCCCACUUCAAGAAACCCACCUCCUUGGGGUUCUAUGAAGUAUCUCUCUUAUAAAAUUACUAAGGAUGCCUCCAGUAAAGCUCACGCCAACCAGGUUGUCUACUCUCAGGAAAGGAUCUUACAGGAUGCUCCUGCUUUGCCAGAUUUUGCAUUAGCUCUUAACCCAGAAGAAUACCAGCUUCCUCCAUUGGAUCCCAUCUGGAAUACAGUGACCAGCACUACUGAGGAUUUGAACAGAAAUAAAUUAACACCUACUUCCCCACUCCCUGAGAUGCAGUUUCCAGCAACUGAGAGGAAAUGAGUUUUCAAUUAAAAGGUUCCUUUGCAUAAUGUGCUUUCAAUGCUCCUCUUGACUGCUUUUAUACAGUUUUUCUUCCUUUUUUCCCCCUUAUUUUCUAGCAAAGAAUCUCCCGAAGUAUCCGUUGGGAGAUUUCCAUUUUGGCAUUUGGUGAUGUAUUUAUAAAUAAAUUAUAAUUUAUGUCAUUGCACAUUAUGUACACAUUAUGUAUGGGUCAGUGAUAUCAGGCAGAUUAGCAUUCCUUGA
Phalaenopsis equestris is the source of this 1915-nucleotide messenger RNA. RefSeq lists its product as uncharacterized. The record is from RefSeq and is a predicted model, not a curated record. NCBI's taxonomy places the organism in Eukaryota, Viridiplantae, Streptophyta, Magnoliopsida, Asparagales, Orchidaceae. The transcript has 14 exons. Bases 356 to 1672 code for a protein of 438 amino acids.